Messenger RNA from Aphanomyces invadans, 600 nucleotides. RefSeq lists its product as hypothetical. Lineage: Eukaryota; Oomycota; Saprolegniomycetes; Saprolegniales; Verrucalvaceae. Bases 1 to 600 code for a protein of 199 amino acids. The record is from RefSeq and is a predicted model, not a curated record. The transcript has a single exon. Gene Ontology annotation, molecular function: protein binding.
AUGAGCAACCGCCGACUCAGCCUCCAAGCCGCCGCCACUGGCAUUCAAGCACUGCUUAAAGGGCAUGCUUCUCGUGCUGCCGAGCUACAACAAUUUCCAACUGAGUUGCAAUUCAACGACGACGACGCCAUUACGCAGUCCGAUUGCCCCAUUCUUGAAACCUGCAUGCAAGCUAAAGGCAACGAUGGUGUGUUCGGCUUGACCAACUUCACAUCAAGUGAAAUAACAUCGAUUUGGCUGGAUCUCGAAAACUACGUUGCGGGCAACUGGAACGUUGGGCGAGGAAAGAAGUGUCAGCACUCAGGAAAAGACAUCCUUUUCAUGACGCUGACGGUGCUCAAGCUUGGUGGAAAGUGGGAUGCGAUGUCGAGCAUCUUCGGUCUCAAAGCACCGACAUUUGAGAAGACAAAUGUCAAAUUUUUGCGCGUCGUGAGUCCGUACUGGUACCAAGAGUACGUCGAAACAGUGCACGACCAUGCCACCAUGCAUCGUCUACGAACAAGUGGUCGCCACCACGCAUCGUCUACGAACAAGUGGUCGCCAAUUCGAAAACUAUCCUUGUGCCAGAUACGCAACCGACGUAACAUUUCAGCAAACUAA